Molecule: messenger RNA, 3606 nt
Organism: Cygnus olor (mute swan)
Lineage: Eukaryota; Metazoa; Chordata; Aves; Anseriformes; Anatidae
Gene: PWP2
Product: PWP2 small subunit processome component
Exons: 21
Coding region: 116-2845 (909 amino acids)
Biological process (GO): maturation of SSU-rRNA from tricistronic rRNA transcript (SSU-rRNA, 5.8S rRNA, LSU-rRNA); ribosomal small subunit assembly
Cellular component (GO): Pwp2p-containing subcomplex of 90S preribosome; small-subunit processome
Molecular function (GO): protein binding
Source: RefSeq, a predicted model, not a curated record
GCUGCGGGCCCGCCUCCAUCUUGCAGCCCGCCUCCAUGUUGCCGCCCGCCCGCCCCUCCAGCCGCAUGCGCGGGCCGCCGGCCAUUACACGCGGAGCUCGCGUGGGGCAGCCGCCAUGAAGUUCGCCUACAGGUUCUCCGGCCUGCUGGGCACCGUGUACCGCCGCGGCAACCUCAGCUUCACCCGCGAUGGCAGCGGCCUCGUCAGCCCCGUCGGGAACAGGAUCUCCCUCUUCGACCUGAAGAAUAAUAAAUGUGAAACGCUCCCAUUGGCUACACGGCACAACAUUGUGUGUGUGGGGCUUUCUCCAGAUGGAAGUCUUGCCAUACUGGUUGAUGAAGAGGGAGCUGCCUUGCUUGUCAGUUUGGUCGGUAAAUCUGUGAUACAUCACUUUCAUUUUCACAAGCCAGUGCAUAGUGUCUGCUUUUCUCCUGAUGGCAAGAAAUUUGUGAUUACAAAAGACAAUGUUGCUCUUAUGUACCAUGCUCCUGGGAAGAAACGAGAAUUUAAUGCAUUUGUUCUGGACAAAACGUAUUAUGGUCCAUAUGAUGAAACAACUUGUAUUGACUGGACUGAUGAUUCCAAAUGUUUUGCAGUGGGAAGCAAGGACAUGUCUACGUGGGUGUUUGGAGCAGAGCGAUGGGCAAACCUGAUCUAUUACUCACUCGGAGGGCAUAAGGAUGUAAUAGUAGCCUGCUUUUUUGAAGAGAACAGUCUAGAUCUGUACACGGUUAGCCAGGAUGGAGCUCUCUGCGUGUGGCAGUGUGAUACAGAGCUUGAUGGUUUGAAGCCCAUGCCUCCUAAAGAAGCUAGGAAAAAGAACAGAAUAAAAGAAGAUGAAGAGUUUCUUGAGGAAUCUAAGGGUGAAGAAAUUCAUGGAAAAGCCCAUCCAAAUGAACAGGAGAUUAGAGAGAAAGUUAAAUAUUCACGUAUUGCAAAGUAUUUUUUCAAUAAAGAGGGAGAUUUUAAUAACCUGACAUCUGCAGCUUAUCACAAGAAAACACACCUCUUGGUCACUGGUUUUGCUUCUGGAGUCUUUCACCUCCAUGAGCUUCCAGAUUUCAAUCUAAUCCAUUCCUUGAGUAUUUCAGAUCAAAGGAUAGCUUCUAUUUCUAUCAACUGUACUGGUGACUGGAUUGCCUUUGGAUGUUCAGGUUUGGGUCAGCUCCUGGUGUGGGAAUGGCAAAGUGAGUCCUAUGUGCUGAAGCAGCAGGGCCAUUUCAACAGCAUGGUUUCGUUAGCAUAUUCUCCAGAUGGACAAUACAUAGUAACUGGAGGGGAGGAUGGAAAAGUGAAAGUGUGGAACACUUCAAGCAGUUUUUGUUUCGUCACUUUUACAGACCAUACGAGUGGCGUAACUGCUGUAACUUUUACUUCCAGUGGCUAUGUCAUUUUGAGUGCUUCCCUGGAUGGAACAGUGCGCGCCUUUGAUCUGCACAGAUACCGUAAUUUCCGUACCUUUACUUCUCCACGACCAAGUCAGUUCUCUUGUUUAGCCGUGGACUCCAGUGGUGAGAUUGUGUCAGCUGGUUCCCAGGAUUCCUUUGAAAUAUACAUCUGGUCAAUGCAGAGUGGGAGGUUGUUAGAUGUUUUAGCAGGUCAUGAGGGCCCCAUCAGCAGUUUGUCCUUUAACCCGGUGAAGUGUGUUCUAGCGAGCGCCUCUUGGGAUAAAACAGUCAAGUUAUGGGAUAUGUUGGACAGCUGGAGAACUAAGGAGACACUAAUGUUGAACUCAGACGUUCUUGUUGUUGCUUUCCGUCCUGAUGGCAAGGAGCUUGCAGUUGCUUCUCUGAAUGGACAGAUAACAUUUUGGGAUCACGAAAAUGCAGUGCAAGUUGGCUCAAUUGAGGGAAGACAUGAUCUCCAGAUGGGAAGGAAGGAGCUUGAUAAAAUAACUGCCAAACAAUCAGCCAAGGGGAAAUCUUUUACUACUCUGUGCUACUCAGCGGAUGGUCAGUCUAUUCUGGCAGGUGGAUUGUCAAAAUUUGUCUGCAUAUAUAAUGUGAAAGAACAGAUUCUUAUGAAAAAAUUUGAGAUCUCAUGCAACUUAUCUUUAGAUGCAAUGGAGGAAUACUUAGAUCGGAGAAAAAUGACUGAAUUCGGCAGCAUGGCUCUGAUUGAUGAAGGGGCUGGAGAUGAAGAUGGUGUUGCUAUUCCUCUUCCUGGAGUAAAAAGAGGUGACAUGAGUUAUCGACGCUUUAAACCAGAAAUAAGAGUGACUUGCUUGCGAUUCUCUCCUACAGGGCGAAGCUGGGCAGCCACCACCACAGAGGGUCUUCUUAUCUAUUCACUGGACUCUGGGCUGAUUUUUGAUCCUUUUGAGCUAGAUAUUGAUGUCACACCCAGCAAUAUACGCAAAACACUGCAUCAGAAGGAAUACGCUAUGGCUAUCAUCAUGGCCCUCAAGCUGAAUGAAAAGAAGUUAAUUCAAGAGGUUAUAGAGGCUGUGCCUAGUGAUGAAAUUGAGGUUGUCUGCUCAUCGCUCCCAGAUCUGUACGUGGAGAAGGUGUUGGAGUUCCUGGCCUCUGCCUUUGAGAUAUCUUGUCACUUAGAAUUCUAUCUUAUUUGGGCUCACAAGUUGCUCAUGCUGCAUGGACAGAAAUUAAAAACAAGGUCACAGAAGCUGCUCCCUGUGAUACAGUUCCUUCAGAAAAGUAUCCAGCGACAUUUUGAAGAUGUUUCCAAGCUCUGUGAAUGGAAUAUCUACAAUAUUAAAUAUGCACGGGCCAUUUCACAACAGCGAGGCAUGAAACGUCUGGCAGAAACAUCAGUAGAUGAAGAAGAGUCGGAGUCUGACAGUGAUUAUCUUAUGCAAGAAGUUCAUAAAGACAGUUUUAGUUCCUAGUGACUCUUCACGGGAGGGAGAAAACCUAAGACAAAGUGAAUUUACGCAGUGGUAUUCACUGAGACUGAGUGGCCCUCAUAGUGGCAUAAUUUAACUCUUUUUAAACAGUGUGAAUGGAGUUAUGUGUGAGUUACAGUAAUGGGGAAAAUUUAGGAUAAAAUGCCAUCCGUGGUAUACUUUGUGUAGCCUUUGGCCAUAACACCAAUGAUUUGCUGGACAGCAUCGAUUCAGUUUUUUAUUGUUCCUGAUUUCAGGUAACAAGAAAUGCUUUCUUUAUUUAAAACACAUUGUAUAUAGAUCAAAGAUCAUGCAUUAUUUGUAAUGAAGCCUUGUCAUACUUUGAGGUGGACUUUCUUAACCAUGUUUUUAUAUCAUUUUUAACUGGAAGGCUACAUAUUGCUCGCAACUUGUUUGAUUUUUUUUUUUUUUUUCAAAUUGGUUUUAAUACAUGCAUGUCAUGUUGUUGGACCACUGUGUUAGGAGUAAGCGUACCCAUUUUUCUUGUUUCUGUAACUUCCAAACCUGAUGCAGUUCCAACAAUAAGGAUAAAUGGUAUAUCCCUAACAAUGAUUAUGGGAACAAAGUUACUGUGCUGCACAACCUCUGCAGGGCGUUAAUUAAUAAUCUGUUAUACUGUAGUAAAAAUUUGGUUGGAAAUUGCCAACUCAGUGUAACUUAAACUAUAAGAGAAUGUUACAAAUGUUUCUCAUAAAAGCCCUUUCUGGUCUUUUUUUUUUUUUAAUAUAUAAAAGUUUAUUAAC